Dufourea novaeangliae is the source of this 1572-nucleotide messenger RNA. It is a transcript of the gene Art1, whose product is annotated as protein arginine N-methyltransferase 1. The transcript is spliced from 2 exons. Gene Ontology annotation, molecular function: protein-arginine N-methyltransferase activity. Gene Ontology annotation, biological process: peptidyl-arginine methylation. Gene Ontology annotation, cellular component: nucleus. Bases 224 to 1321 code for a protein of 365 amino acids. Lineage: Eukaryota; Metazoa; Arthropoda; Insecta; Hymenoptera; Halictidae. The record is from RefSeq and is a predicted model, not a curated record.
UAUUAAUUGAUAUUAUCACGAGAAAAUUUAGGUAGAUUGAAUUCCGUGUACAGACUAAUCGUCACAGGAUGGGCAGGGAAACGUGUGUGAGUGCACAGGAAUCUCGACUGGUCACUCGAUCUUAAACAGACGCCAUUCGUUUUGGCGGGCACGUGUAUACCGGUGUUGGCAUAAAAGACCGUCUCCCCACAAUUACGCCGAUAUCUAGUAUUUUCCGUAACCGAUGAACAACAUUACAUCGAAAAUGGAGUCCAUGGAAGUAUCAGAGACCGCUGCUCCUGCAUCAAACAAGGAUACCAUCCCAUCCUCCUGCAAAGAGUCUGUCUCUGUGGAGGACAUGACAUCGCGUGAUUAUUAUUUCGAUUCGUAUGCUCACUAUGGAAUUCACGAAGAAAUGCUGAAAGAUGAAGUACGUACGGUGACGUAUCGUAACUCCAUGUAUCAUAAUAAACAUCUUUUCAAAGGAAAAACCGUUCUUGACAUUGGUUGUGGAACUGGUAUUCUUUCGAUGUUUGCUGCUAAAGCUGGAGCAGCUAAAGUUAUUGGUAUCGAAUGUUCUAAUAUUGUUGAAUAUGCAGAAAAGAUUGUAGAAGCAAAUCAAUUGUCGAAUGUUAUAACAAUACUUAAAGGAAAGGUAGAGGAGGUAUCAUUACCAGAUGGCAUAGAAAAGGUUGAUAUAAUUAUUUCCGAAUGGAUGGGCUAUUGCCUGUUUUAUGAAUCCAUGCUGGACACAGUGCUUUUUGCUAGAGAUAAAUGGCUUCGCGAGGAUGGUAUGUUAUUCCCUGACAAAGCAACACUAUUUAUUUGUGGCAUCGAAGACAGACAAUACAAAGAUGAGAAGAUAAACUGGUGGGACGAUGUAUACGGAUUUGAUAUGAGUAGUAUAAGGAAAGUGGCGAUUAGCGAACCUCUGGUGGACGUUGUAGAUCCUAAACAAGUUGUUACAAAUGCGUGUCUAAUCAAGGAGGUUGAUUUGUACACGGUAACAAAAGCUGAUUUAGAGUUCUCCUCUCCAUUUACUCUACAAGUUCGUAGAAACGACUAUGUUCAAGCACUAGUUACAUUCUUCAACAUCGAAUUCACCAAGUGCCACAAACGUAUUGGAUUCAGUACAGCGCCAGAAGUACAGUACACUCACUGGAAACAAACUGUAUUCUACUUUGAUGAAUAUAUGACAGUCAAGAAGGGAGAAGAAAUAUAUGGUGUAUUUUCUAUGAAGCCUAACGCAAGGAACUACAGAGAUCUGGAUUUCAGCAUUGAACUGGACUUUAAAGGGGAAUUGUGCCAAGUACACGAAACUAAUACUUAUCGUAUGCGCUGAUACCUAUAAGAUGAUACACAUCUUCUUCCUUCUAUUUUCGUGGAUCAUAAAACUGUGUAAUCAAAUAGAACAUCGGGACAUUGAUUAUUAUUGACUUAGAUGAUUUAAUAAUGUUCAAUAGUACGGUACAAUGAAUGGUAUUAUGAAUUAUUUAAAUGAUUUUAACGCAUAUGUAAUACUAAGAAACUUAGAGACUUCGCGCUGAAGAAGCUCCGUUAAUCCGGUUAGAGUUUGCAAUAGGAUAUACUGCA